AUGGGCGCCUCCCUGGAUCGGGAGCACAGCGGGACACCCUGUCGGAUCCGGAGGUAUGGAAGUCAGCAGCCGGUCUGCGAAGGUGGCAAAGGGCGGCAAACAGCAGCUAGUCCUGCCUCUCACUAUGACUCCCGGAGCAGCACCUACAACAUGUACCGGCAAUACCGGGACUUGACCACCGCGGGCGCUGUCACCCAGUGCUACCGCGCCAGGGCCCACUCCGUCCAGAUCACUCCACCAGAUGAAGGUGGAGGUGAUUGCAGCCAGCAAGUGCCGCCGGCCGGCUGUCAAGCAGUUCCACGACUCCAAGAUCAAGUUCCUGCUGCCCCACCGGGUCCUGCGCCGUCAGCACAAGCCACGCCUCACCCCAAGAGGCCCAACACCUUCUUCUAG
Molecule: messenger RNA, 393 nt
Organism: Pongo pygmaeus (Bornean orangutan)
Lineage: Eukaryota; Metazoa; Chordata; Mammalia; Primates; Hominidae
Product: large ribosomal subunit protein eL20-like
Exons: 1
Coding region: 1-393 (130 amino acids)
Biological process (GO): translation
Cellular component (GO): ribosome
Molecular function (GO): structural constituent of ribosome
Source: RefSeq, a predicted model, not a curated record